Molecule: messenger RNA, 639 nt
Organism: Bombyx mandarina (wild silkworm)
Lineage: Eukaryota; Metazoa; Arthropoda; Insecta; Lepidoptera; Bombycidae
Source: RefSeq, a predicted model, not a curated record
AGAUGUUUAUUAAACCAAUAAAAUUUGCUUUCCAUUAGAGGUUCAUAAUGACAGAGGAACCAGAAUGUCAGUUGCGUAGAAGGCGUUCGUCUGCUACUUCAAACAUUCAAUUAAAUUUGGACGUGGGCUAUCAAAUCAAUGAAGGUCAACCCGCUGAAGAUACGCCAUCUCCGAGCACUGCUAAAGUAUUAGCAAAGAGAUCCUCAUCAGCGGCUUUUAUGGAGUUUAAGAAUAAGCAGCAGUCUUUUGAUAUCCAGAUCGAAGAAUGUGAGGAGGAAGAAAUUUUAGUGGAUUCAGAAGACGAAGAAGAAAGCACAGUUUCUGGAAUAAACCGGUCUCUCACACCAGUUCCCAUACAAGACUUCGCCGCUAACGUCGUUUAUACAGAAGGCCCUCAAGCUACUGAUUUCUUGAGAGUGAAGACAACUGAAGGCGAUUGCUACACUGAUGUAUCAGAUGCAGACACCGAAGAAGAAGAAGAAUGAGAUCAAAUCUGUUUAUAUUCACUAAAAUUUAUUUAUUAUUUCAUAUCAUAUUAUACAAUUACGUACUUAUUAUUUAUUGCAAUGUAAUUGUAAUCGUAGAAAAUUUAGUAAAACUCACCAAGAUUUAAUAUCAAGAUACAAGUUUUAAACUUAU